Molecule: messenger RNA, 4310 nt
Organism: Fukomys damarensis (Damara mole-rat)
Lineage: Eukaryota; Metazoa; Chordata; Mammalia; Rodentia; Bathyergidae
Gene: Wdcp
Product: WD repeat and coiled coil containing
Exons: 4
Coding region: 1618-3747 (709 amino acids)
Molecular function (GO): kinase binding
Source: RefSeq, a predicted model, not a curated record
AGUAUGUAAUGAUGUGGCAGCCAUUCUGCUGUUUUUCUGAUGUCUAUUUCAGGUGUGACAAUUAUAGUGUGACAAUGUAUAAUACUCCUUUUUUUUGAAUAGUAGUAUCAUGAGAUCUGGGUACCUUAUUCUGUAUUGUACUUUAUUGUGUACCCCUUAGUAGAAGAUGUCAUCAGAACGGAAAAGCAUGAGUUCACCAGGCGAAACAAAAGAAGGCUAUCUAUCUUGACAUGAAAAUGAAGUUCAUACAAGAUUUUGAAGCUGGUAAAAAAGUUAAAGCAAAAAACACAGAACUAGAAUCUGGUGCAUUGAACCAUUUCAAUAAUCCUCAAGGAUAAAGAUAGUGAAAGAAGCAGUGAAAACAUCAAUAGGAUUUAAAACCAUAACUUUGCAGCAGAAAGGCCUCUUUCAUGACAUGGAAAAAUUAUUGGCCAUCUGGUUUGAUGACCAGAUAUAAAAAGAAUGCCAAUGAGUCUUUCAAUAAUUCAAACCAAACACUCACUAUCUUCAAGACUUUGAAAGAACAUAAAGGUGAAGAAUUGAUGGAAAUUUUUACAUCCAAGUCAUGUAUGGUUUCAGCAGUUUUGUGGAAGAUUCAACCCGUAUAGUUGGCGUGUCAGUGACAAGUGCAGACAUAGAAGCAGCAGAAAAAUUCCUUGACCAAUUUGAUAAAAUCAGAAAGGCAGCUACUGCCCAGAAAAAAUCUUCAAUGUGGGUGAAACCAGACUUUGUUUUGGAAGAGAAUGCCUAAAAGGUUCUACAUACACAAGUUAAAAUAAUGCCCAGCUUCAAGGCUUUCAAGGACAGUCACACUGUUGGGAGGAAAUGUUACUGAGUUCAAAUUGAGGCCUUUCCUCUACCACUUGAAGAACCUCCUUGUAUUGAAGCAGCUUAGUAAUCAUGUGCUGCCUGUUUACUAUCAAGUGAGUAACAAGGCUGGGAUGACUUAAGCUUUCUUUGAAGCUUUGAAGACUGGUUCAUCAACUGCUUUAUACCCCUGGUGAAGUACUACUGUCUGGAAAAGGGCAUUCCCUUUAAAAUUAUCCGCCUGCUUUGCAUCAGGAGGCCACCCCCAGCAUCUUGAUCUACAACCAGAUGUAAGGGUAAUGUAUCUACCUAAAAAUACAACUGCUGUCUUGCAGCCCAUUAAUUAGGGAGCUAUAGCUACUGUUUGCAUUCAACUUUUAGCAAAGCUGUAGCAGCAACAGAAAACAUGAAUGAUUAUGUUACCUUAGUGAUUUCUGGAAAUCAUACAUUUUAGGCUGCAUUAAGAACCCUGAAUCAGCUUGGGAAGGAGUGAAAGAAAAGUGUAUUUAAGGCAUAUGGGGAAAAUGCCUAAAAAGUUCAUGCAUAAUUCAGAAGCACUUGACAAAGAUGAACAUGUCAUUCUCAUAAAGGAAACCACUGUGGAACUUGCUAACAUGCUUAAUUUGGAGAUUGAAGUGCAAGGUAUUGAAGACCUAGUGAAAUAUACUGAGAGAGAGCUAAGUACAGAAGAUUUAAUAGAGUUGGAAACACAGCACCACUUAGAAGAGGAGGAGGAAGAGGAAAGAAUUGAAGUACUGUACCAGAGAAGUUCACUGCAAAGGGAUUAGCAGAUCAUUGUUAUCAGAAAGGAUGGAGUUAGGGAAAGGAAGCCUGCUUAGGACUGGACUGAACGCAUUGCAUCAAGCCUUGCACCCGGCCCACGGCCUAGCCUGGACUGAUGGAAGUCAGGUAGUCCUGACUGAGUUACAGCUUCACAGUGGAGGGGCCGAGUUUGGGGACUCCAGCGUCCUUGGUCAGUUCGAACAUGUCAGGAGGGUCUCCUGGGCCCCUCCUCACCCGGCUGGCGUCCCUGCUCUGCUUGCUGUGCAGCACAAGAAGCACGUGACUGUGUGGCAGCUGUGUCCCACCACUACGGGGUCAAGCAAAUGGCUGAUGUCUCAGACCACCGAGAUUAGACAGUCUCUCCCUGUCCUACCCCAGGGCUGUGUGUGGCACCCGAAAAACACUGUCCUAACCGUGUUAACUGCACACGAUGCCUCUGUUUUCCCGGAUGUUCACUGUGACAGUUCCCGGGUGAAAGUGGACAUCGGCACCCAAGGCCACAUUCACUGUGCGUGUUGGACCCAGGACGGCCAGAGGCUGGUGGUGGCAGUAGGCAGCAGCCUUCAUUCUUACCUCUGGGACGGUGCUCAGAAGGCUCUUCGCAGGGGCUCCUUCUGCCCAGUGUUCAGUGUGGACAGCUGUGUCUGCUCCCUCAGGGCCACCGUGGACUCAGAGGUUGCUGUCACCACUGAGCUUCCACUGGACAAGAUUUGUAGCUUAAAUGCAUCCGAACCCAUUGAUGCUCCAACUAAUGGCGAGGACGGCCUGCAUAUUUCUCCAGUAGUUGGCGAGCUGUCCUCUGUGGAGGAAGCAGCCGCCUCGGAAACAGAUUGUGAAAUACCAGCUUCUCCUUCCUUUUCAGAUCUUCUGGAUCUUACUCAUUUACAUUUCAACCGACCUCCAUCUGAGGAAAGUGCUCUUCUUUGUCUAAGAAAAAAGGACUACUUGACAGGAACUGGCCAGGAUUCCUCUCACUUGGUCCUUGUUAGCUUUGGGAAGGAGGCUGAUGUGACCAGAAGAGUCGCUAUUCCGGGCAUUCUGGUUCCUGAUCUGAUAGCAUUCAAUCACAAAACACAGGUAGUGGCGGUGGCUUCCAAUACUUGUAAUAUAAUUUUGAUCUAUUCUGUCAUUCCGUCUUCAAUGCCAAACAUCCAGCGGAUUCUGUUAGAGAGUGAUGAAAGACCAAAAGGCAUAAGUUUCAUGACGGACAGAUCAUUACUAAUUUUAGUAGGAAGACAAAAGUCUCCUGAUAGGACAUUUCCUCCUUCUUCAGAGUCUGAUCAGUACGUCAUCCGCUUGGUUGUUAGAGAAGUCAUGUUGGAAGACUCUUCAGUAACAUCUCAUGGCAGCCAGAGUGUUGAUGCUACUUCCAGUGCUCUGUUAAACAAAGCAAAUGGAAAAAAGUUAAUUGAAAGUCUUCCCGCAGAUUUUUGUUAUCAAAACAGAGAGCUCCUCUUAGCAGCAGACAUCAAUAGUCAGAGUGCAAAGCCCAGAAAAACUCUUAUUGAAGAAAUCAAAAGUCCUCUGUCCAGUAUCCUGGAUGGCUCUGUUGCCCUGGAAACACUGCAGAGGCCCUCCUGGGCUUGGGCAUCAUUGCCUGGACACGCCAGCACACCAGAACCUCCAAAUGUUCCUCGAAGAGAAGACUUGGAAGAGGAAACUAACCAACAAACCAAGGGCCUAGAAAUUUUAUACAGGAACAUGACUGAAAUACAGCGAUGCCUUUUUGAACUCAGAGAUUUUCUGUACAAUGGGAAAAACUCUCCUCCAGUGUAUCCACCCUCUCGGGAUGCCCCUUCUGUUCACAUCAUUUACCAGAAACCUGGUUAUACAGGUCCUGUUGAAAGAAGAAUGGUGCUUCUCUGCAAUGGCAAACUGAGGCUCAGUAUGAUCCAGCAGAUGUUCGGUCUCUCUCUCAUUGAAAUGCUGCAUGUUCUUUUCUUUGCAGACUCCUGCUGGAUCCUGCUUUCUGCUGACAGCGAAGGCUUCAUUCCCCUGACUUUCAUGGCCUCCCAGGUGCUCGUAGUGCGGGACGGCAGUCCACGCCGCUCGGAGGUCCGCAGGGCCUCUCUCUCUCACAGUGGGGACGCUGUGCCUCGGCCGGAGGGCUCCGGAGACCUUACUGCCCGGGGCCGGGACACCCCGGACUGUCCUUGACGCGUGGACAGUGUGGCCUGAUGCGUUUCUGGGAGCCCGUGAUGGCGAGGUCACUCUGCCUCGUAGACUCCGUGCGUCUCCAGCGUCACAGGCAGGCACCGUCGUGGUGGCCCUGGCGGGGUCCCUGGCCAAGGCAGACUGGCUGUAGCAGCACUCGGUGUCUGUGUCACAUGGCUCAGAAUGGGAUCUUUCCGCGGGCAUGACCAUGGAGUUGCAUCUGAGGGCAGAGCGCCUACGCUGGUACCCUGUGCCUUGCGGCCCAUGGUUUCUCUGAGCUUUGUGUGCCUGGUCCGGAGCAGUGUUGCUUGUCGUGGCUCUGAGUGGAGGGCAAGGAGCACUGCUAUGGGGCAGGGAGAGUGACUUAUGCUGCCGCUUAUUUCCAACCUCAGACCAAAGGAGGCCGAAAAACUGACUUCUGCUCCCAGGUGCUGGAGGUCUCUCCGACAUUGGCCGUUCCUCCCAAGAUUUAAACCCAACUCUCUUGCAUCCUUAAACAAUUUCUGGCCAGGCAUGGUGGCAUGCACUUGUAAUCCCAGCACUGGAGAGGCUGAGACAAGAGGAUC